Molecule: messenger RNA, 342 nt
Organism: Pyricularia grisea
Lineage: Eukaryota; Fungi; Ascomycota; Sordariomycetes; Magnaporthales; Pyriculariaceae
Exons: 1
Coding region: 1-342 (113 amino acids)
Source: RefSeq, a predicted model, not a curated record
AUGUCAACCAACCCCGAAUCAUCUUCUGGCUCGGCAGCAGCAGCAACAAUGGCCAACGACAAGAACUCCCCAGAGAUCACCGAAGCCGAAUCCAGCCAAACGAAGACGAGCCGAUUUUUUUCAAAGGUGAAAAAGGCCCUCAAGUCAACACCCAACGAGCGGUGGAAGCAGAUGGAGGCGCAGCGCCCACCGCGGCGCGACAGCGAUGAGUGGUCGUACAUGACGGACCCUGAGGACUCGACCAAGCGGGUCAAGAAGCGCAAGAAGAAGAUGGUCACGUACAACGCAUACCAUACGCAGGGCUAUGAGGACUACUGGUCGGGCAAAUUGGGAAGGUUUUGA